AUGGACCAUGUCUUCCGCAAUAUGCAGGAGGGGCUUCUGAAAAUGGAUGGUUUUCGCACGGAACUUGACCGAUUCGAUUCCACUCUCAACAAGCAGGCUGUCGAGACGGAGAGCCUGAUUGAGCGCUACGAGGUCGAGUUGCAGCAGCUGAAGAUGCUCACCAGGCAGAAGGAGGAAGCAAAUCUGCAGCAACGACGUGCCCUUGAUGCAUUGCGGCACGAGCUGCAGCACCUCCAGAAGCUGCAGUCCGGCUGUGAAGAGUCCUUCUUUUCAAGCCUGGAGCAGAAGUUCGGAGAGUUGUCGCCCCUCAAAGCGGAAGUGGAGGCGAGGAUGACCUCCAUGGACCUGAAGCACCACAGCCUCACGGAUCAGGUCUGGAGCAGCGAAUGUGCCAUAGCCAAAGUGUCUGGGGAGCUCUGCAACUUCCAAGAUCGCUUCGACCAGUUGAAAGCAGUGGUGCACAGCCUGGAGAGUGAGCGUGACGGCCGCCAGAAGCUGGAGAGCAUGCAGCAAGAGCUGGCGGACUGGUUGGGCCAAUCUCGAUUCGAGGCUGCAUCUGUGAGGAAGGCGUUCUCUGCAGCAGUAGAGGCCAACAAAGAAAGCCUUCAAAUCGGGUUGGACGUGGCUGCAAACCAAAUAGCCAACUUUAUGGACGAAGUGCGUGCAGAAAACCAGAAGAUCCUGGAGCAAACAGCUGACAUUCAGCGGCAGACCGCUGCCACAUGUAGCAGCUUCAGGGCGGAGCUGGACGAGCACCAGCGCCAGCGUCAAUUCGCCGAUGCACGGACUGAGGCCAUCCUCCACGAGUUGCGAGAGGCGCUGGACGAGUACGACCGCCGGAGGAAGCGAGAAAAGACUACCCUCGAGCUGCAGAUGAAGGAGGUUGGGCAGCAACUGGCCAUCCUCCAUGGAUCCGUCGAAAAUGCCGUCCGAGCUUGCAAAAGCCUGGAGCCCCUCUGUGGCGCGCUCGUUGAGGUGUUGGCCAUGCAAGUGUCCUUGGAGCGACAGGAAUUUGCAGACUGGCAUCGGGUCUCGUUAGUCGGCUACAAGUCUGUCUCCACCACGCACAAGCCCGCUGAGGUCGAUGACAGCGCCUCGAAGUCUCCCUCGAAGUCGCCACCGAAAGUCCCCAAGCAGUCGCCUCGGAGGAAAGGGGACCCCUCUCAGGUAAUCAGCCUGGACAAGCGGUGUUACUCCUGCUGCAGCCAGAGCCAAAUGGUCAUGGCCGGCUUCAAGAUGGCAUGUCUGCAGUACAAGCCCUCGCCCGUUGCCUGCAGCGGAGGCAUCUUCGAGCGAGUGGAGCUGUUCGAUCACAUGGAGCAGCUUCUGGAAGUCGCACGUGAGCGUGUUCGGUACAACCGAGACGAGGAGGUGCUGCUGCCGAGUCCGUUCGGUUCAACUGGACAAGGGGCUGAGGCAUUCGCCGUUUCUGCACCGCCAAAGGCCAAAGCCCUUGCUUUGCCAGCGUUGUCUCCGAGGUGA
Molecule: messenger RNA, 1482 nt
Organism: Symbiodinium natans
Lineage: Eukaryota; Dinophyceae; Suessiales; Symbiodiniaceae
Source: the annotation of a GenBank genome assembly